Messenger RNA from Lycium ferocissimum, 939 nucleotides. Its product is annotated as FAD-linked sulfhydryl oxidase ERV1. NCBI's taxonomy places the organism in Eukaryota, Viridiplantae, Streptophyta, Magnoliopsida, Solanales, Solanaceae. The record is from RefSeq and is a predicted model, not a curated record. Bases 40 to 639 code for a protein of 199 amino acids. Gene Ontology annotation, molecular function: flavin-dependent sulfhydryl oxidase activity; flavin adenine dinucleotide binding. Gene Ontology annotation, cellular component: mitochondrion. The transcript is spliced from 6 exons.
GAGGUGAGAAGACAAGGUGGAGAAACACUCGAAUUCUCCAUGUCUGAAAAUCCAUUGCAGCUUCUUUUCAAAACAUACGAGAAAGUAUCAAAUUGUAUACAAACCCAACUUGCUCAAUUCAUAGGUCUCCCAAAUGUUCCUUCAUUUCAUAAUAAUAAUAAUGAUCACCAUUCAUUUUCUUUGCUCUCUUCAUCUUCAUCUUCUUCCAAGAAUCAACCUGCUACUUCUAUGCUGAUUCAACAUUCUGAAUUGCCCAAACAGGAGAAAAGUGGUGGCCCAGUGACUAAAGAAGAGCUUGGAAGAGCUACUUGGACUUUUCUUCACACCCUUGGAGCUCAGUAUCCAGACAAGCCAACCAGACAACAAAGGAAGGAUGUGAAAGAACUGAUGGCAAUAUUAUCUCGCAUGUACCCUUGUAACGAAUGUGCAGAUCACUUCAAAGAAGUUCUAAGAUCAAAUCCUGUACAAGCUGGAUCUCAAGCUGAAUUUUCACAAUGGUUAUGUCACGUGCACAAUAUUGUCAAUAGAAGCUUGGGCAAGCCCAAAUUUCCAUGUGAUCGGGUCGAUGCUCGGUGGGGCAAGCUUGACUGUGAGCAGCGCGCAUGUGAUUUGCAAGGGGCUGAUAAGUUUUGGUUUUGACACAUAUUGCUCUUAUAUUAGGAACAUGACAUACAAGAAAAGGUAAUCCCAGAUUUUCUUGUAGCAUUCAAAUCACCAAUCCAAGGAAACAAGAUACAGAUUUUUGAUAGGAUUACACCUUUGAUAGCAUUCAAGUAGUAUUAGGUGAAGCCUCUGUUCCCAGAGAAACGUAAAUUUAUUUUACAAUGCAAAGUGGCACAUGUAUCUAUAUUCUUGAGUGCUGGUUAUAAACCCUUGAAAGCCUGAGAGACUCAAUUUGUGUGAAUAUAACUCCCAAGAGAUUCUUUUUCCAUGGGUAAA